Molecule: messenger RNA, 1428 nt
Organism: Metarhizium brunneum ARSEF 3297
Lineage: Eukaryota; Fungi; Ascomycota; Sordariomycetes; Hypocreales; Clavicipitaceae
Molecular function (GO): pyridoxal phosphate binding; catalytic activity; molybdenum ion binding
Source: RefSeq, a predicted model, not a curated record
AUGCUCCUUGAUGUUCUGCAGAACCUGCGGGCUGCCCUGACACCGUCGGCUGUUCUUGGCGGCCUGGCCGUCCUGCUGCUCCUCCUCGGUUCCGCGGCCGCCGGCGUCGUAUGCACCGGGCGCAACUACGCCCUUGGCCGGGAAUUGCGACAGCUCAGACGCAUCGGCGUCGCGCCGGGCCAAAGCAACAUGCGCGACCAGUACGACGCCCAGUAUGACCUGCCGCCGGGAGCCAGCGCCAGCCGUCCCAUCCGCAUCAAGGCCAUCUACAUCCACCCCGUCAAGUCGUUUGCGCCCAUCGAGGUGGAUCGCGCCCUGCUCACCAAGUCUGGCUUCAUGCAUGAUCGAUGCUUCGCCAUAGCCGCCGAGGUGGUCGAGCCCGAUGUCGACACUGGCGCCCGGAAGACGUUUUGGCGGUUUAUAAGCCAGCGCACCAAGCCGGCCAUGUCUCUCGUCAAGACGGAGCUCUGGCUACCGCACCCGGGCAGCGACCCCAACCACGAGCUGGUGCGCUCGGGAGGAUGCGUCGUCGUCCGGUUUCCCGACCCCGAACCUCCGUCCUGGCUGCGCUGGCUCGAGGCCCUUCUCUACACGUGGAAUCCGGCCACGGCGCCCGACGUCUGCUUCAUUGCUCCCUUGAACCUGCCCACCCAUCAUGUGGACAAGGUGCCCUUGCGGCCGUUUGUCAUCCACGGCCGCACGGCGCAAGGCAUCGACAUGGGCGUCGUGCCCUCUGUCGCGGCAGCGCUUCCCAAGCUGAAGAAGUUUCUCAAGAUGGCAGACUCGACCCCCUUCACCCUCUUCAAGUGCACGCCCGACACGCUGGUCCGCACGACAAGGAACCUCGCGCCCCUCAAGUACAUUGGCUCUCCCGCCGUCCACGGCUACACCGACCAACAGCCCGUCAACGUGGCCAGCCUGUCGUCGGUCCAUGACUUCGCCCGCCUGCUCCCCAGGGAGAACCAGCCUCUGAAUGCGCUGCGCUUCCGGGCCAACGUCUGGAUCACGGGGGCGCCGGCCUACGACGAGGAGACCUGGAAGCGCUGCCGUAUUGUGCCGAGGAGUGCCGGUGGUCCCGAUGCGCCCCGGCGCGCGCGUGUAGAUGCAGUCCUGUGCGUCGUGUGCCGCACGUCGAGGUGCACGAUGCCCAAUGUCGACCCGGGCAGGGGCGUCUUUGAUACCGACGAGCCCGCUGCGGACAAGAAAAGGGGCAGGCCGCAGCCGAGCACGGCGCUGAUUCAGCACCGCACAGUCGAGGCUGGGAACAAUGCUGCCAUGGGAUACAUGGGCAUGCACUGUGUGCCCGAGGACCGCAGCUUGCACGAGGCCCAGGAGCAGAAUGCAGGGCUGUAUGUUGGCGUCGGCGAUGAGAUUCAGGUCUUGGACCGAGGGGAGCACUUGUACGGGUCGACGGGGGAUGACUACUAA